AGCCGCCACUCCUCCGCCGCGCAUAUAUUAAGCCCCUCCUUCCAACCCUACCCGUCAGUUGUUUCCUCUCGCCGCCGCCGCCGUCGCCUUCAUCCAUCUCCGAUCCUUUCGCCCGCCGCCUCGACGCCGCCGCCGCCAUGGGGAGACGACCUGCUAGGUGCUACCGCCAGAUCAAGAACAAGCCGUACCCCAAGUCUAGGUACUGCCGUGGUGUACCUGACCCGAAGAUCAGAAUCUAUGAUGUUGGGAUGAAGAAGAAGGGAGUGGAUGAGUUUCCUGCCUGUGUCCACCUGGUGAGCUGGGAGAAGGAGAACGUCUCCAGCGAGGCGCUUGAGGCUGCUCGCAUUGCUUGCAACAAGUACAUGACCAAGAAUGCUGGGAAGGACGCUUUCCACCUGAGGGUUAGGGUCCACCCUUACCAUGUCCUUCGUAUCAACAAGAUGCUUUCAUGUGCCGGGGCUGAUAGGCUCCAGACUGGAAUGAGGGGUGCUUUUGGCAAGCCUCUGGGUACCUGUGCUCGUGUGGACAUUGGCCAGGUCCUCCUCUCUGUGCGCUGCAAGGAGAGCAAUGCUACUCACGCUGAAGAAGCCCUCCGCCGUGCCAAGUUCAAGUUCCCUGGCCGUCAAAAGAUCAUCAAGAGCAGGAAGUGGGGCUUCACCAAGUUCAACAAGGCUGAUUAUAUCAAGUACAAGAGUGAGGGAAGGAUCGUGCCUGAUGGUGUCAAUGCUAAGCUUCUCGGUGUCCACGGCCCCAUUGCUAACCGUGCACCUGGGCAGGCAGUCCUGGCUUGAGAGUUGAGAUAGCUGAAGCCACUGGACAGACCAUUUCCUUCGCUAAAUGGAACUCUCGAGUUUGUGUUACCUAGUCUAAACAUCAUGCCAAUUAGGUGCCGUGCCGCUGUGUCGUAGCUCCUUCUAUAGGCUGUUUUUUAUGGUAGAGACUUGCAUAUCUACUGUUACCCUGUUUCGACCUUUCCGCACAUCUUUAUCGACUUGAUGGGAUUUGUGGAUCAGUUGUCCUGAAAUUCCGUCCGUCGUUGUGGCUUUAAUAAAUUUCGUUGGACAAUUAUAUUGAUAAGGUCACUACGCUUCAUGAUUA
This is a messenger RNA of Brachypodium distachyon (stiff brome), 1098 nucleotides long. Its product is annotated as 60S ribosomal protein L10-1. Gene Ontology annotation, cellular component: cytosolic large ribosomal subunit; ribosome. Gene Ontology annotation, biological process: translation; ribosomal large subunit assembly. Gene Ontology annotation, molecular function: structural constituent of ribosome. The record is from RefSeq and is a predicted model, not a curated record. The transcript is spliced from 4 exons. The coding region runs from base 138 to 791 and encodes 217 amino acids. NCBI's taxonomy places the organism in Eukaryota, Viridiplantae, Streptophyta, Magnoliopsida, Poales, Poaceae.